Daucus carota subsp. sativus is the source of this 1198-nucleotide messenger RNA. RefSeq names its product protein LURP-one-related 7. The record is from RefSeq and is a predicted model, not a curated record. Lineage: Eukaryota; Viridiplantae; Streptophyta; Magnoliopsida; Apiales; Apiaceae. The transcript has 3 exons. Bases 304 to 927 code for a protein of 207 amino acids.
UAACAACCGAGAUUAGUCACCUGCUCCAAAAAAAUACUAAAAAUCUGAAUUCCAUUAAUUCUUCUUGCAUAAUCAAAUUUAAUUCGGUCUAUUCCCUCCGGAUCGAAUAUACAGAAUUUUCAGAAAAUCAGAACCAAACCGAACUGAAUUUGCACCAUUCGGUUCAGUUUUGCUCGCUAUUCGUUAACGGAUUGCUUGCGGUGCUUGUUUUACCCAAGGUGGACCUUCACUGAGGAAAGCGGUGUGUCGCAAAUUGCAAUAAGCAAGCAGCCGGCAAAAGAUAUUACCAAUCGAUAUUAAUUGAUGGGCGAUAGAGAUAUAUACAUCAAUCAGUCGGAGUCAGAGUCAGAGGCUGAUGCUAAAAUACCCGUUGACUAUUUCGUCACCAAGGAUAACAUCAAUAACAAGAACAAGGGUUUGGAUGCUAAACGCCAGCUACGAUUCGUUGAUUCUUCCGGUAAUAUAGUUUAUACUGUCAACAAAACGUCGUCGUCGGCUUCGCCUGGUUCUGUUAAAACCCGGUUACUUCUCGAUGCUUCUGGCAAUCUCCUCAUCUCCCUCCGACGUAUUAAUAGUGGAUCUUGGCAGGGUUUUAUGAGGGAUGCUAAUGGAGAGGAGGACUUGAUUUUCAGAUCAGAAAGAAUUCAGGAUACAUUUAAUAAGACAGAGUUUGACCUAUUUUUAGUUCAUGAGAACUGUGAACAGUCAAGGCCCGACCUCAAGAUUAAAGGCCGCCCGUUCUAUCGAGCAUGCACCAUUUACAAGGGCAAUUCCAUAGUUGCGCAGACCAGCCUUAUGCACAAGCUCUGGGACGCAUAUGUUCCUAGGAAUAAAUUCCGCCUGACAAUAUUUCCUGGAUUAGUUAAUCGCGCUUUGGUUGUGGCUUUGAUUGUAAUAUAUUUCGAUGGACGCAAGAUUUGGUUAUGAUAACGGCGGUCUUAACCAAGUGAUUUCCAACAGAGCCCAGUGACAGCACAUUGAUUCGACUUUUAGGUUAGCCGAAGUUUUGUUUUGUUUUUGAUGUAAUGGGGACUGGGGUAGCAGAAGCCUAAUUGUUCUAAUAUGUUAAAUAUUCGAUGUAGUUGGCGAAAUAAUAGCUACUGUCUUCUAGUCUGGCUCCAACUUGCUCACAAUUCACAAUUCAGAGACAUUUAUCAUUGUAAAGUUUCUAUUUUAAUGUAUAAAAUAUUCUUAUAAA